Messenger RNA from Glossina fuscipes, 941 nucleotides. Its product is annotated as beta carbonic anhydrase 1-like. The transcript has 2 exons. The coding region runs from base 106 to 399 and encodes 97 amino acids. NCBI's taxonomy places the organism in Eukaryota, Metazoa, Arthropoda, Insecta, Diptera, Glossinidae. The record is from RefSeq and is a predicted model, not a curated record. Gene Ontology annotation, molecular function: zinc ion binding; carbonate dehydratase activity.
AAACAGCUGUUUUGUACAUUAAAGCACAUUCCUUAAAACUGUCUAAAUUUAUCUUUUAUUGGAGGAAUCCUAACCACUAGAUACACAGACACGCUUGUUGGUGAUAUGUUUGUGGUGCGUAACGAUGGAAAUUUAAUACCUCACGCCCAUCACUUUCAAGACGAACAUUUCAGCUGUGAGCCCGCUGCUUUAGAGUUAGGUUGUGUAGUUAAUGACAUACUUCAUAGCAUUGUGUGCGGCCAUAGUGAUUGCAAAGCCAUGAAUUUAUUAUAUAUGCUAAGAGAUCCCGACUUUGCUUCAAACUGUUGUUCAAGUAUUGAAAGCAAUAUUAUUUUAUUUUUUUUUUUAAUGCAGAAUAAUGGGCGCUUGUCCUCCUCAAGGUUAAUUCGGCAUUUUUGAGAUUUACUUCACGCAAGUUUGCCUCUUGCAAAUCACUACCCGACAGAUUACAACGUUUUAAAUCAACUCCGGCCAAAACUGCGGCCCGAAGAUUACAAUUCUUCAUGAUUCCAUCUUUAAGGUUGGCUACUCGUAGAUUGACGCCAGCAAUAUUAGAGCUUUCCAAGCAGACCCCUUUCAGAUUAAUACCCUCUUAAUUGGUUCUUAAGCCCGAAGGAUUUCGAAAUUGCAAACACGGAAAUUGACACCUUCCAUAUUUGCACAUAAACCUUUCACCGAUACCAGCUGAGAACAUUCUAAAUUAACAAAUGCUAAAUCUCUUCUCUCCAAGCAACAGUAUUAGAUUCGCGUGCGAUAGAUUAUAUCGUUGCAUGCAGGCAUACGAAAAAUUUAAUGAAUUCAUUUUUAGCCAAACGCUGUAGAUCGUUUGUGCACAUAUGCCUUAUGAGGUCCCUCGUAUUGGCCUCACGGAUUCUCCGUCUCUGGUGAAGGGAAGAGAGUGCUAGUUUAAGGUAGGAUAGGAAUAGAAUAAGAAUCGAUUA